AAAAGAGAGAGCCCAGGCUGACAUCACCUGCCUGCACUGGACCCCUCUGGCACUUAGGCCGUGUCUUCUGCCCACAGUGAGGCAGCCUUGCCCCGGAAACCACGGGCCCUCUCAUCGCAGCUCUCAAAAGAGACGUCUGUGACGGGACGGGUAUGACAUAAACCAGGAAACGCAAGGGCAGCGUAGAGGGAAAGAGCAACACAUGCCAUGUCAUUACCGGGGAUGUUUCCGUUCAUUAGCAGCAUGCCGGAAAAUUGCUGCUUAUGCAGCGGCUGCCUUGGCCCUGAGGCAGCGUGGGGCCAGUAUAAAAGCCAGCCCAACUGAUGGCUCUCUCAGCCGCUUCCGUCACCUCCUUCUCCUUGGGAACCAGGUGCACCUCCAGCCCCAAGCCAUGUCCUGCUGCAACCCGUGCCAGCCCUGCCAGCCCUGCGGCCCGACCCCACUGGCCAGCAGCUGCAACGAGCCCUGUGUCAGGCAGUGCCAGGACUCCGUCGUCGUCAUCCAGCCCUCCGCCGUGGUGGUGACCCUGCCCGGCCCCAUCCUCAGCUCCUUCCCGCAGAACACCGCCGUGGGCUCCUCCACCUCCGCUGCCGUUGGCAGCAUCCUCAGCUGUGAGGGAGUGCCCAUCAACUCCGGGGGCUUUGACCUCUCCUGCAUCACCAGCCGCUACUGCGGCAGCAGGUGUCGCCCCUGCUAAAGCCACUGGUGACGGCCCGGACAAGGAUCCGCUGGAACCCAGAAGAUGAUGCCAGGCUGAACGACGGAGACUCUGGCCAUUGCUUUGAGAGGGGCUGAGCAUGCCUCACGCCUCCUGCAACGGGUGUCAGCCCUGAGGAAGGGGCCAGCCUGGGCUCUCUUGAAACAUGACCGAUGCCUCUCGUUGCCUUCCUCCACUCUCUCCUUUUCCUCCUUUGCCUUUGUUUUUGUCCACUCCCCUGGGCCAUGAGGCCCACCAAAGCCAGCCUAGGGGGGACCUGCCUGUCCCUCUCCCUCUGUGGGGCACUGGCUCUUGGCUGUCCGCGCGACCCUUUCCCUGUGGCCUCCCCUCAGAGACAUCUUGUUUCCCUCUUUGGACUCAUUAAACUCUGCAGCAUCCCA
Molecule: messenger RNA, 1098 nt
Organism: Falco peregrinus (peregrine falcon)
Lineage: Eukaryota; Metazoa; Chordata; Aves; Falconiformes; Falconidae
Product: feather keratin Cos1-2-like
Exons: 2
Coding region: 203-697 (164 amino acids)
Cellular component (GO): intermediate filament
Molecular function (GO): structural constituent of cytoskeleton
Source: RefSeq, a predicted model, not a curated record